Molecule: messenger RNA, 6775 nt
Organism: Salvelinus fontinalis (brook trout)
Lineage: Eukaryota; Metazoa; Chordata; Actinopteri; Salmoniformes; Salmonidae
Product: probable E3 ubiquitin-protein ligase MID2
Exons: 12
Coding region: 619-2847 (742 amino acids)
Molecular function (GO): protein binding; zinc ion binding
Source: RefSeq, a predicted model, not a curated record
GUACUGUGCAGGCACGCUAAUGACUUUCACAGCACUGUUCGUCUGCGAAAGAACCAGCGCUAUUGGGCUAUAUUAGAACCGUAUAGAGAUGCUGAUGGGUAGAGAUGUUUGCAGGGAGGGGAAUGUUCCACCAAGCCAGAGGGAAGGUGUAAUUGAUCCCAGCUGCCGUGAUGAGAACUACUCCCGGUGGGUUAAUCACGUGUCCUCUGAGAAGCGCUUUAGUUUUGAGACGGCAGUGAGUACGAGCACAAUUACCAGUAGGUUAGUUAGUAAGCCUCGUUAGUGUACUUGAACAUCCAUUCAUGGUAAAUGCUAAACAAGCGUUAGCCUAUAGAAAAUAGAACAAUAUACUAUUUUUAAUUUUAAAGCGUCGUCAUAGAUUGAGCGCGCACUUUCUGGCAUCUAGUCUGGUGGAAACUUCUGAGAGAUCAGCGACACCUGUGUCCGUUACUGUUGCCACCACAACAAGACAAGUCAUCCGACCGCGGGCUGUCACUGUCUGCAAGAGCUCCCUCCUGCUUUUCGCCCAAGGCUUUGCUGAUCAGUAGGCUGGAACACACAGGUGACUGACCAGCUUCCCUGGGAUUUGAUGUCGCCUCUAGAUUGGUUCUGCUGAAGAUGGAAACACUGGAGUCUGAGCUCACCUGUCCAAUCUGCCUGGAGUUGUUUGAAGAUCCCCUGCUCUUACCCUGCGCCCACAGCCUGUGUUUCAACUGCGCCCACCGCAUCUUAGUCUCCCACUGCUCGUCCAACAAACCUCUAGAGUCCAUCUCCGCCUUCCAGUGCCCCACCUGCCGUUACGUCAUCACGCUGAACCACCGCGGUCUGGAGGGCCUGAAGCGCAAUGUGACCCUGCAGAACAUCAUCCACCGUUUCCAGAAGGCCUCCGUCAGCGGCCCUAACUCCCCCAGUGAGAGCCGUCGUGCCCCAGGUCUCUCCGGAGGCCACAGGCCCUAUAGCAGCAGCGGAGGAGGAGGCUCCGGCAGCCACAGCGCCCGCUCCAGCCCGGCCCAGCCCUCCUCUCAUCAGCACACUGCCACCAUGUCUCUGGAGCACCGUAUCAGCUGCCAGUUCUGCGAGCAGGACCCGCCGCGCGAGGCAGUCAAGACAUGUGUGACCUGCGAGGUGUCGUACUGCGACCGGUGUCUGCGUGCCACGCACCCCAAUAAGAAGCCGUUUACCAGUCACCGGUUGGUGGAGCCGGUGCAUGACGCUCACAUGAGAGGCCUCACCUGUCUGGAGCAUGAGAAUGAGAAGGUUAAUAUGUACUGCAUCGUGGAUGACCAGCUGAUAUGUGCCCUGUGUAAGCUGGUGGGACGACACAGAGAACAUCAAGUCUCCUCUCUCAGCGAACGCUUCGACAAACUCAAGGCUUUUCAAGUGAGUCCUGGCAGAGUAUCUGACGCGGUAUUGGAGGCAUCAAAGACAAGCGCUGCGCAAACCCUGGAGAACAACCUCACCAACCUGGUGAAGAGAAACAGUGAGCUGGAGAACCAGAUGGCCAAACUCAUCCAGAUCUGUCAACAGGUUGAGGUGAACACAGCGAUGCACGAGGCCAAGCUAGUGGAGGAGUGUGAUGAGCUUGUAGAGAUCAUACGCCAGAGGAAACAGAUCAUCGCUGUCAAGAUCAAGGAGUCCAAGGUGAUGAAGCUGCGUAAACUGGCCCAGCAGAUGGCUAACUGCAGACAGUGUCUGGAACGUUCCGGAGCCCUCAUCACCCAGGCAGAACACAGCCUGAAGGAGAACGACCACGCUCGCUUCCUACAGACCGCCAGGAACGUGGCCGAGAGGGUUGCCAUGGCCACAGCCUCAUCCCAGGUGCUGAUUCCAGAUGUGAACCUGAACGAAGCCUUUGAUAACUUUGCCCUGGACUUCUCCCGAGAGAAGAAGAUCCUAGAGGGACUGGACUACCUGACAGCUCCCAGUCCUCCCUCCAUACGGGACGAGCUGUGUACCGCCUCCCACGACACCAUCACUGUUCACUGGACGUCUGAGGACGAGUUCAGCGUCACCUCCUACGAACUGCAGUACACCAUCUACACCGGCCAGACCAACUUCAUCAGUCUCUAUAACAGUGUGGACAGUUGGAUGAUUGUCCCCAACAUCAAGCAGAACCACUACACGGUGCACGGCCUGCAGAGUGGAACACGUUAUGUCUUCUUUGUCAAGGCCAUCAACCAGGCAGGCAGCCGCAACAGCGAACCAGCCCGCCUCAAAACCAACAGUCAGCCUUUUAAGCUGGAUCCGAAGACGGCCCACAAGAAGCUGCGUCUGUCCAACGACUGCCUGACCAUGGAGAAAGACGAGAGCUCCCUGAAGAAGAGCCACACGCCAGAACGCUUCAGUGGCACGGGGUCGUACGGAGCAGCAGGAAACGUCUUCCUCGACAGCGGCUGUCACUACUGGGAGGUGCUGCUGGGCGCCUCCACCUGGUACGCUGUGGGCGUGGCUUACAAGUCAGCCCCUAAGAACGAGUGGAGUGGUAAGAACUCCUCCUCCUGGGUGUUCUCCCGCUGUAACAACAACUUCAUGGUGCGUCACAAUGGCAAGGAGAUGCUGGUGGAGGCCAGCCACCAGCUCCGACGUCUGGGAGUCCUUCUGGACUACGACAACAACUCCCUGUCCUUCUACGACGCCAUGAACUCCCAACACCUGCACACCUUCGAGGUCAGCUUCCUGCUCCCCGUGGCGCCCACCUUCAUGAUCUGGAACAAGUCCGUGAUGAUCCUGUCGGGGCUUCCGGUGCCGGACUUUGUGGACUGCCCUGAGGAACACCAGGAGGGGAUGAUGACCCUGUGUCGUCAGCAGGAGUCACCCUACAUGUCGGGUCUGAAGGGCUGUCACUGAGUCCGGGACUGGGGGGAUUCCCAGUCCCGGAGACCGACAAGGGCUUGGACUGGACUCUGAACUGGGCUGGGCUAGACUCACUUACUUCCUGAGCCAAUGGGGUUGAAUCUUUCUUCUCCUCAGCUUCCUACUUCCUCCUCUUCCUCAUUUUACCCAGCUUUCCUUCUUUUCUCUUCAUGGGUGGUUUGUUACAUUACCUACUACUUGUCUCAGUGUGAGGAUGUGUGUUGUUGUUUAUGAUAUUUACAAAUCAACACAGAAGCUUGACUUGCAUUGUGUGACUACUAGUCUUGUAUUAUAAGAAACUUUAUUGAUCAUGAUUGAAUAGAGGAAAACAUGUUAAUUAUUUAUGAAUAAUAAGUUGGUUUGCUUUUAUUUUCUUCUCAAUGUAUUCAUGGGACACUUUUUAGAUUGGUCUUUAUUUCCUCAGUGUUUAAAAGAAAGACAGAAAAUGUAUUUGGACAUGGUUGUUCUUCCUCUAGAUAGCAUAGUGGAUUUAUCUUCUAUAGAAAUGGGAUAAGAUGAUGAGGUUUAUGCGAUUUUUAACACAGUGAAGUUAACAAAACUGACGGAUAAAAAAAUUACGAAAGUUUAAUAUUCAAGGGAGGGAAGAGAGGGUUAUAACAUUCGAUUUGCUAUCGGUUUUGAUGUCAUAGCAUGAUCUGUAUUUCCUCUGUGAUUGGUUCACACUUCAUGUUUUGUUUAGUUCUGUUUUGCUGUGAGAAAAGCAUGCUGCAUUAUAGGAUCCCACUUCACUGCCCUUCACUGGUUCACUUCCAGGUUAUCAUGAGGUAAUUCUUGACUCCUGACCUAUAGAAUCCCUCACUGGUUCAUUUCCAGGUUAUCAUGAGGUAAUUCUUGACUCCUGACCUAUAGAAUCUCUCACAGUCACCACGGAGCUCCACCACCUCCCCUCACAUCCAAUCCUUGGUCGAGGUUUACCUAUUCAAAAAAGGGGUGUGUUGUUAUUGGCCGUUGAUUUGUAUAAAGUCCCAAGACAAUGUAGAUCUGUAAUUUGUCUACCAGUUACCAUCCCGAUAGUCUAUCUCUCAUAGAAACCAUCCGAUUUCUAUUCAAGAAAAUCCCAAAACAUUUCCCCAGAUAUGGUUAAGAUUCCACAGAGAAGACCUUGUCCAUCUAUGACAUCAUUCAAAAUAAGUAAAGCGUUACAUCACCAAAUACGUAGUAUUUAUUUGGGCUUUUUUUUUUUGUUUACGGCUUUGGUGGUGUGGACUAUGAUUUUAAAUGAUUUUCCUCUGAUUUAAAUUUCAGGGAUUGAAUACGUAGUGGGUCUGAUCAAGACAAUCAAUAGUUAUAUUUAUUAUGCAGAGAAAACAGAAAGUAGUGUGUAGCUGAACUAGCAUGAUGUAAUACUUUAGAUACUAACUGUGUUAACUUACUGAAAACCAACGGGUGUUUUUUUUGUUCAUCGAAUUAAACGUAGUAGUGAAGAUAUUGGGAACAGACAGACUCGUACUACUGAUGACGCCACCGUCCUGAUGCCGGUAUUUAGGACGUAUAAAGGUAUUUACUGCUUGUCCCAAAUGGCACUCUAUUCCCUAUAUAGUGCACUACUUUUGAAUGUAAAACAAAAAAAUUAUGCACUAUGUAGGGAAUAGGGUGCCAUUUCAGACACAGGAUUUAGUUUUCCAUGCUAAAUGUCAUAUUUCCUGUUUUUUUAAGUUCCUGUUUUUAAUUCGAAAGUACAAACUAACCAUCAGGCAGAUUUGUCUUUGGCACCGUGAAAGUGGGAGACGGAGAGACAGACCUAUGAAUGGAUCUGUAACUAACUGGUCCAUCCUCAAGCAUCUUCAAAGAAACAAUAGCUACUUUAAGGCUGGAGUGAGUCUUGAGUUCCAUUAUGGACCCAACAGAACACAGCGGUUCAAUAGUAAGACGAGAAUGGUGAGUUCCAUUAUGGACCCAACAGAACACCAGUUCAAGCCGAUGAGAAUGGUGAGUUCCAUUAUGGACCCAACAGAACACCAGUUCAAGCCCAUGAGAAUGGUGAGUUCCAUUAUGGACCCAACAGAACACAGCGGUUCAAUAGUAAGAUGAGAAUGGUGAGUUCCAUUAUGGACCCAACAGAACACCAGUUCAAGCCCAUGAGAAUGGUGAGUUCCAUUAUGGACCCAACAGAACACAGCGGUUCAAUAGUAAGAUGAGAAUGGUGAGUUCCAUUAUGGACCUAACAGAACACCAGUUCAAGCCGAUGAGAAUGGUGAGUUCCAUUAUGGACCUAACAGAACACCAGUUCAAGCCGAUGAGAAUGGUGAGUUCCAUUAUGGACCCAACAGAACACAGCGGUUCAAUAAUAAGAUGAGAAUGGUGAGUUCCAUUAUGGACCCAACAGAACACAGCGGUUCAAUAGUAAGACGAGAAUGGUGAGUUCCAUUAUGGACCUAACAGAACACCAGUUCAAGCGGAUGAGAAUGGUGAGUUCCAUUAUGGACCCAACAGAACACAGCGGUUCAAUAAUAAGAUGAGAAUGGUGAGUUCCAUUAUGGACCCAACAGAACACAGCGGUUCAAUAGUAAGAUGAGAAUGGUGAGUUCCAUUAUGGACCCAACAGAACACAGCGGUUCAAUAGUAAGAUGAGAAUGGUGAGUUCCAUUAUGGACCCAACAGAACACAGCGGGUCAAUAAUAAGAUGAGAAUGGUGAGUUCCAUUAUGGACCCAACAGAACACAGCGGUUCAAUAGUAAGACGAGAAUGGUGAGUUCCAUUAUGGACCCAACAGAACACAGCGGUUCAAUAAUAAGACGAGAAUGGUGAGUUCCAUUAUGGACCCAACAGAACACAGCGGUUCAAUAGUAAGAUGAGAAUGGUGAGUUCCAUUAUGGACCUAACAGAACACCAGUUCAAGCCGAUGAGAAUGGUGAGUUCCAUUAUGGACCUAACAGAACACCAGUUCAAGCUGAUGAGAAUGGUCUUCCAUUUAAAGAGCUAGCUGAAUACUGGACUCAAGAGGUCAGAGGUCUUUUAAAUAACACUGCUUGGAUUAUAACAGGUGGUAACACUUCACCGUAGACCCCCUUACGUAUGCAUUCAUAAAGCCUUUAUAACAGCUACAUAAGACAUAACAUCAGUUAAAUGCUGUUAUUAAGGGUAAUAUCAGUAUUGACUGAAGCGGAGGUGUUUGUGCUCUCAUUUCUCUAGCAGCAGAUUUGGGAAUGUUAGCCCUUACAAAAAAAAAGAUUGCCGUUUUUAAAACUGCAGUAAAAGUGUAGUAACUACAGUCGAUUGUGGUAUUUUGGAUGCAGUGAUUGCAGAAUAACUGCAGUUACACUGCAAAAUUACUGCAGUAAAAAAAAAGUCUUAUUUUGGACGCAGUAUUUGCAACGUACUACAGUUAUACUGCAUUCUAACUACAGUUAUACUACAGUGUACUGCAGAUAUACUGCAUUCUAACUACAGUUAUACUACAGUGUACUGCAGAUAUACUGCAUUCUAACUACAGUUAUACUACAGUGUACUGCAGAUAUACUGCAUUCUAACUACAGUUAUACUACAGUGUACUGCAGAUAUACUGCAUUCUAACUACAGUUAUACUACAGUGUACUGCCGUUAUACUGCACUCUGACUGCAAUCUUUUUCCGUAAGGGACGUUUCUUGAAUUAUCAGAAAGACGAUCAAUUUGAAGAAAACAUCAGAGGUGAAAACUGUGGCUACUGAUUCCUGGGCUGAACUGACAAGAUACGUUGUACAAGAAGUGCAUUUGACUGGGUCACCUACCGCAUGCAUGACUUGGUUCAUACAGUCUGUGUAUCUCACAAAGGUUUUUAUAGAAACACAUUCAUCACAAAAUGUCCAUUUGAAAUAGACAACUUUAUUGAGACGUCUGUGUUCAUGCAUAUCAUCCAGGUAGUUUUGCUGUGCUUUGUGCUACUACUACUACUACCGGGAUCAAUAAACAUACUGAGAAUAA